This is a messenger RNA of Pocillopora verrucosa, 1256 nucleotides long. RefSeq lists its product as uncharacterized. The record is from RefSeq and is a predicted model, not a curated record. NCBI's taxonomy places the organism in Eukaryota, Metazoa, Cnidaria, Anthozoa, Scleractinia, Pocilloporidae.
GGUGAAAGAGACGAAAAAUGAUCGAGGUUUUGCAUCUUAUCGCUCCGGGUUACAUUUCACCGAAAAGGAAAUCGAAAGUGCAGUGUUUCAAAACACAGAAGGGAAAACCUUCUUUCUGUGACCCAUGUAACUAAAAACACUUCAAAGGUCACAAUAACAAUAAAUAGAAAACGAAAAUGACAGAAAUAAGAUAAAAAUAGAUGAAAACAGUUUGACGUAAGAGAGCAAAGAGGGUGCUAGGGGAUUCCCCGUGCAACACAAUGGCGAAAUGAAACCAUUGUAGUUGUGUUCGAACUCUUCCUUACGAUUUAUCAGCUGUAUUUACCUGAGGGAAGGCUAGGACAUUUUGAACUCAUCUUGACACUAAAGUCAACAUUUAAACUGCCCAGCCAAAAAAGAACUUUGAGCCAGCGAAAUCAGAAAAGAUCGAGACGAAAUCAAAUCAUCACAAAAGCGUGUGAGGAAAAUGGAUGAAGACGAGCCGGUCGCUAAAAGAGCAUGCUUGGGUUGUGAGGAUGACUACAUUAUGGAUAUAUACAGCCUCGUACAGCCAGGACAACAGAGCCAGCUUUACCUCUAUCUAACCAAAAGUGGAGGCCAGAGCAGAAAAACCUUCCUACAGGAAGAACAAUCUCGACUUGGCAUGAUGAGGGUCCAUGUUGACAAAUUCUGUACGAAAGAGAAAGAAGCGCGGUCUAUAAUUGCUGAGUUGAAAACGGGUGAUUUUGGAGCAGUUAAACGGAUCGAAAGAAUAAAGAUCGACCAGUUUACACUGCCAGAGAAGUUAACUUACACACUUCCGCAUGGCCGCGUAGCCUCGCUGAAGAUAAUUGUAAAACUGACCAGCGAAAGGGAUGAGCUGCUCCUCGAAACGGAGCAGUUGGAGGUAAACCUACCUUCGACUCAUUUGAUUGAGACGAAACCAGCGGUGGAGCAUGGCAACAAUCCUGAGUAAAGGGAGGGACAGAAGUUCUAUUGGAGUGGCGGAGAGGCGCGUGACGUUUAGUUCGAGACGGCGCGAGUUGCUGCGAUUAAACGCACUACAUUGGUCGCCUGAGGUGGCGGUCCGGACUGAGCCUGUCCAGGGUCGUGAGACCGUGAUGUACCGUGGUUGGCGCAAGUGUGGAGCCGUAUGUUGACAGCUAAGACGGCAGAAGACGCCUUAAUCGUCCGAACUACGCUUAUCUGCCCUGUAAACAUGUAAAUAUCGGAUUGAUUUGAAUGAAAUACAGUAUCAGUUCAUAACGUGUUACGUA